AUGCAGAUUGGGCAGCUAAAAAUUGUGGCCCGCAAGCCGGAUCGAUCUGUUCGCAUCUGCGCGGACUUUUCCACCGGAUUGAACAACGCCCUUGAAUCGAACAGCUACCCAUUACCACUUCCGGAUGACAUCUUCAAUCGCAUGGCGCAAUGCACGGUAUUCAGUCAUAUUGACUUAUCAGAUGCGUAUUUGCAAGUUGAGGUCGAUGAGGAAAGCAAAAAACUGGUUACAAUCAACACCCACAAGGGUCUAUACCGCUUCAACCGUCUGUCUCCCGGUGUGAAGACUGCACCUGGAGCGUUCCAGCAGAUUAUGGAUGCCAUGCUGAGCGGUAUCCCAGGUACAAGCCCAUAUCUCGACGAUAUUUUGAUCGGCGGCCGGAAUGCCGAUGAACACAAGCGGAAUUUGUACCUUGUCCUACAGCGUUUCUUCAUAUUAUUUUCAGAAGAACUGUAUACCUCGGAUAAACACGGUAGCGACGAAUCCGGCGAUGGCACCGCCGAGAAACCCUUCAAAACGAUCCUCCAGGCUAUGCGCCAUGCUGGAAAGGAACCGUUUCCGACCAUCUACGUGGACGCCAAGGGCGAAAAGGCAGAAUCGCCAUUCGAAGUAGCGGCCAAAUCACAGCUGAAGAAGAUCCAAAAGCUGUGGGUCCGGGAGAGCUCCAAGUCUGCCGACAAGCAGAAGCGCGAAGAGCAAGACGCUGUUAAGCGUGAGCAAAAUUUGGAAGAGGCGAAAAAGAUCGCCAUCAAAGAGGAUCCGUCGUUGGAGCCAGCCAAGCUGAUCAAGAUCAUCAAGAGUGGUGAUUAUCGUAACAUUCGUGUUAAGAUCUACGGAUGGGUGCAUCGGCUGAGACGGCAGGGAAAGGGUUUGAUGUUUUUAACGCUCCGUGAUGGGACCGGUUUCUUGCAGUGCGUUCUGAACGAUUUGCUGUGCCAAACCUACAAUGCUUUGGUUUUGUCAACGGAAUCGUCCGUCCAGCUGUUUGGCACACUUAAGGAAGUACCAAAGGGUAAGAGUGCUCCUGGAGGUCACGAGCUGCAUGUCGAUUAUUGGGAACUAAUCGGUCUGGCUCCGGCUGGUGGCGCUGACGCGAUUCUCAACGAGGAAGCUCUUCCGGAUGUGCAGUUGGAUAACCGUCAUAUAAUUAUCCGUGGCGAGAACACUUCCAAAAUUCUUAAAAUGCGAGAUGUGAUUAUGGAAGCUUUCCGUGCUCAUUACCAUGAUCGCGGAUACACGGAGGUAACGCCACCGACUUUGGUUCAAACCCAGGUCGAAGGCGGAUCUACCCUGUUCAAGCUUAAUUAUUUUGGAGAGGAAGCCUUCCUGACUCAGAGCUCGCAGCUGUAUCUGGAAACAUGUCUGCCGUCGCUUGGAGACGUAUAUUGUAUUGCACAAAGCUACCGUGCAGAGCAGAGCCGCACUCGUCGUCAUUUGGCAGAAUACAGCCACGUUGAAGCUGAAUGUCCGUUCAUCUCGUUUGACGAAUUGUUGGACCGCUUGGAAGAUUUAGUGGUCGAUGUCGUAGACCGAGUGCUCAAGUCACCAUGGGGAUACAUGGUCAAAGAACUGAACCCCAAUUUCGUUCCGCCUAAGACCCCGUUUCGGCGUAUGAACUAUUCGGAUGCCAUCACUUGGUUGAAGGAGAACAACGUGACAAAGGAGGAUGGAACGUUUUAUGAAUUUGGUGAAGACAUCCCGGAGGGACCGGAACGGAAAAUGACCGAUACUAUCAAUGAACCAAUAAUGCUGUGUCGUUUCCCUGCUGAAAUUAAAUCGUUCUACAUGGCCAAGUGUCCGGAGGAUAAACGGUUGACCGAGAGUGUCGAUGUCCUGCUACCAAACGUGGGUGAAAUCGUCGGAGGAUCGAUGAGGUCCUGGGAUUACCAAGAAUUAAUGGAUGGUUACAAGCGGGAAGGCAUUGACCCCAAGCCGUACUAUUGGUAUGUUGAUCAGCGUGUCUACGGGUCGCAGCCCCACGGAGGAUAUGGUCUUGGCUUGGAGCGCUUCAUGUGCUGGUUGCUGAACCGAUAUCACAUUCGAGAGGUAUGUCUGUAUCCACGUUUCCUGGAAAGAUGCAAACCCUAAAUAUUUUUGAAACAGUGUACUACCAUUUAAGCAUUUAUUAUCUAUCUUAAGCUAUGAGGUUACCCUUUCGCAUAAGAUUACAGAUAUGACGUGAAAUAAAUCGGCUCUGAGCUUAGCAUUUGCUUUCAA
Armigeres subalbatus is the source of this 2217-nucleotide messenger RNA. Its product is annotated as asparagine--tRNA ligase, cytoplasmic-like. NCBI's taxonomy places the organism in Eukaryota, Metazoa, Arthropoda, Insecta, Diptera, Culicidae. Gene Ontology annotation, cellular component: cytoplasm. Gene Ontology annotation, biological process: asparaginyl-tRNA aminoacylation. Gene Ontology annotation, molecular function: nucleic acid binding; asparagine-tRNA ligase activity; ATP binding. The record is from RefSeq and is a predicted model, not a curated record. The transcript has 3 exons. The coding region runs from base 1 to 2088 and encodes 695 amino acids.